UAGUUAAUAAUAAUGAAUGAAUGAAUUGCCUCUUGCUGCAAUUUCUUGUUGCUAAUCAUUUAGUCCAGCUUCCCAUUCAAACGCUGUCACACCUGAGGCUUGAAUGAUGGAUGAGGUUGUAAAAGAUGAUGUACCAAUGUUAUCAGCUACAAAUUGGCCAUCCGAUAGACACGAUUAUAAACCAAAUCGGAAAUUCUCAAACACGAACAGAAGUGUUUCAAUAUCCAUUCCAGUGCCCUCCGUUGAAAUGAGUUCUGGUUCAACAAAUCGCAUUGGCUUUACCAGUCCCGUGCAGACUGAGAAAACAAUGUUAGAAGAGACUGUAGAACAAGAAAACAUUAAACAGAAUAAAAGACAAGAGGGAGGUAAUUAUCAUGGAACAAAAAACGAACACUUGUUGAGGUCUGGACAGUUGGGAAUGUGCAAUGAUCCUUUCUGUACCACAUGCCCAUCUACUUACUAUUACAAGGGACGCAUCAUCUCAAGAAUUCCCAAGGGCGUUGAUCGUCAUGCUGGUGCAUAUGGAGGUGCAAAAGGGUGGGUACGAGAAAAGUUAUCCUUGAUAAAACAUUUUAUGUCUGGGGUCAUGAAUCCGCAUGCCAAAGUUGUUCAGCAGUGGAAUCAAUUUGUUGUCAUUACUUGUUUAUUCGCCAUUUUCUUAGACCCCCUAUUCUUUUAUGUGCUGUCAGUGAAGAAGGAGCAUAAGUGCAUCGUUUUCAACUGGGAACUGACAAAAACCAUUGUAGUUUUCCGAAGCUUGACGGACUUGAUUUACCUCAUUCACAUGCUAGUUCAGUUCAGGUUAGCAUUCAUUUCUCCUGAAUCAAGAGUCGUAGGUGCUGGAGAUUUGGUUGAUGAUCCUAGGAAAAUUGCCUUACAUUAUCUUUCUGGAUAUUUUUUCGUCGACUUAUUUAUCGUUUUACCACUUCCUCAGAUCAUUGUAUUAUUAAUCCUACCGAAUUCCGUUGCAAUAUCUGGAGCUAAUUAUGCAAAGAAUCUUUUGCGAUCAGCUAUUCUUGUCCAAUACAUUCCCAGAUUAUUCCGAUUUCUGCCUCUUCUUGCGGGACAGUCUCCAACUAACUUCAUAUUCGAGUCCGCAUGGGCAAACUUUGUCAUCAAUCUUUUGACUUUUGUUUUGGCUGGUCAUGUUGUGGGAUCAUGCUGGUAUCUCUUUGGGUUACAGAGGGUGAAUCAAUGCCUUCGAGAUGCUUGUCACAACUCUGAAUUUCGGAAUUGCAAGGAGUUAAUAGAUUGUGGUCAUGGAGUUGACUUGGGGAGCACACAGUCCAACUGGAAACAAAAUGUAAAUGCGAGUGCUUGUUUUGAAGAAGAUGGGUUCCCCUAUGGAAUUUACGUGAAAGCUGUCAACCUCACUGCGGAGAAUAGUAUAAUCACAAGAUAUAUCUACUCCUUCUUUUGGGGAUUUCAGCAAAUCAGCACACUUGCAGGCAAUCAAACUCCAAGUUAUUUUGUUUGGGAAGUUCUUUUUACCAUGGCUAUUAUUGGGCUUGGUCUGCUACUCUUUGCCCUUUUGAUUGGAAACAUGCAGAACUUUCUUCAAGGUCUAGGACGCAGGCGGCUUGAAAUGUCACUUAGACGACGUGAUGUUGAGCAGUGGAUGAGCCACCGACACUUGCCAGAAGGCCUACGAAAAAAAGUUCGAGACUCGGAGCGUUAUCAUUGGGCUGCUACACAAGGGGUUAAUGAAGAAGUGCUAAUGGAGAAUUUGCCUGAAGACCUGCAAAGAGAUAUCCGCCGCCACCUCUUCAAAUUUGUCAAGAAAGUCCGGAUUUUUGCGUCGAUGGAUGAACCGAUUUUAGACGCGAUAUGUGAAAGAUUAAGGCAAAAGACAUAUAUAAAAGAAGGAACAACCUUAUAUGAAGGAGGGUUUGUGACAAAAAUGGUAUUUAUUGUAAGAGGGAAAAUGGAGAGCACAGGAGAAGAUGGGAAUGCGGUUACGUUAUCUGAAGGUGAUGUAUGUGGUGAAGAACUCCUCGCAUGGUGCCUUGAACCUUCCUCUCUUAAUGGAGAUGCAAGGACACGGGGAAAGCCAGGAUACAAAUUGGUGUGCAAGAGGACAGUGAAAUGCUUAUCAAAUGUGGAGGCAUUUGUUCUACGCGCUGCAGAUCUUGAAGAAGUCACCACCCUUUUUGCUGGAUUCUUGAGGAAUCACCGCGUUCAAAUGGCAAUAAGGCAUGAAUCUCCAUACUGGAAAGGCUUGGCGGCAACCACCAUUCAGGUGGCAUGGAGAUACAGGAAGAAGCGGCUACAUAGUGGUACUACUCUUCCCUCCAAAUAUAAGUAAAGGUGUUACUAGAUUUCAUAAGUUGUAUUAGAAGAUGUAUAUGUCGCUACAAAUUUGUACAAUUUGGCACUAUGGCGUAAAUGCUUAUAAGCUAUUAUACGUCCUUAUUUCGUUGUUAAGGACUUGUAGGCGGUUGAUUUAGUCAGUCAUGUUUUAUUUCUAA
Helianthus annuus (common sunflower) is the source of this 2468-nucleotide messenger RNA. Its product is annotated as probable cyclic nucleotide-gated ion channel 20, chloroplastic. Gene Ontology annotation, cellular component: membrane. Lineage: Eukaryota; Viridiplantae; Streptophyta; Magnoliopsida; Asterales; Asteraceae. The transcript is spliced from 13 exons. The record is from RefSeq and is a predicted model, not a curated record. Bases 104 to 2305 code for a protein of 733 amino acids. Gene Ontology annotation, biological process: transmembrane transport; monoatomic ion transport. Gene Ontology annotation, molecular function: monoatomic ion channel activity.